ACGAGUGUCUCGUUUUGUUACAUUCUAACUAACAUUUUUAUGGUUUUUGUGGAUAAUGAAUAUUUUAUAAGAACGAAAUUUCUUAAAUAAAUUGUACAAUAAUAAUACAAGAUCAUGGGUGACAAAAGGCAGCACAAUUUAUCGAAAGAAGAAAUAGCAAAACAGUUUAUGCUGCCAGAAAGGAAAAGUAAGAUUGCAACAUUACUGAAACAGGAUGGACAAGCUUACUGUAUUUGCAGAAGUUCUGAUAGUUCCCGUUUUAUGAUAGGAUGUGAUGCAUGCGAAGAAUGGUACCAUGGUGAUUGCAUAAAUAUAACAGAGAAAGAUGCCAAACAUAUAAAACAAUUCUUCUGUAUUCGCUGUAGAGAAGAGGAUCCAACUCUAAUAACCCGCUAUAAGCCACGAAGGACAGAUCAAGAUGAUCGCAAAUACAGAAAGCACAAAGAAAAGGAAAGAGCACAUCGAUAUGAAUAUGAUGCACCUUGGGAUCCUACAGUGGUAAAAAAAUCAUCAAAACGAUGUGGAGAGUGUACAGGCUGCCUAAGAACUGAGAAUUGUGGAAAAUGUGACGCAUGCAGACAUCUGAAAAAGUUUGGACCAUCUGUAAGAUUAAAACUGAGAUGUAUACAAAGAACUUGUCGAGUGUUAGGUGACCCACUGAAACCCUCUAAAAGUUUCAACAAAAGUUCUAAAUUCAUCAGGAAGCGCAAACGAGAUUCGAGUAACGAGAGAAACGAAUAUUUAGAAGUUUCAAGACAUUGUUAUGGGCCAGCUUGUACGAAACAAUCCAGACCAGGCAGUAAGUAUUGCUCCGAUGAGUGUGGGUUGAAGCUGGCAACUAACAGAAUUUACCAGGUACUGCCACAACGGAUACAAGAAUGGUCAUUGACCCCUUGCAUCGCAGAGCAAAACAACAGAAGACAAUUAGAAUCCGUUAGAAAGCAACAGCAAGAUGUUAGAAGGAUACUUCAGGAGUUGGACAAGAGACAUACCGAACUGGACAGGAUCGUAGAGCGUGCAAAACAUGCGACGAUCGAUCCACAAACAGAAGUGGACGACAACGAUGAUACGGAGAUGAGCAUGUACUGUAUCACUUGUGGACACGAGAUUCAUUCAAGGACUGCUAUUAAACAUAUGGAGAAAUGUUUCAAUAAGUAUGAAUCACAAGCAUCAUUUGGUUCAAUUUUCAAAACACGCAUAGAAGGGCAAGUGAUGUUCUGUGACUUUUAUAAUCCUGCAAAUCGAACUUAUUGCAAGAGGUUAAGGGUUCUUUGCCCUGAACACUGCAAGGAUCCAAAGAUCAGUGAAACCGAGGUGUGUGGCUGUCCAUUGGUUACAAAUGUAUUCGAUACCACUGGUGAAUUUUGUCGGGCACCAAAGAAGAGCUGCGUAAAGCAUUACGUGUGGGAAAAACUGAGACGAGCUGAGAUCGAUAUGGAGAGGGUGAGGCAGUGGUUGAAGAUAGACGAACUGGUCGAACAAGAGAGGCAAAUCAGAGCGAAUAUGGCCACCCGUGCUGGUGUCUUAGCCCUAAUGCUUCAUUCUACAUAUAACCAUGAACUGAUGGAGCAGAUGACGCAAGAACAAAACAGGGAGCAACUGGAAGCUAUGGAAGAGGAGCUUCAACGAAGGUACGGUUUGCUCCAAAAAGAACAGAAUGUGGAACAAUGAUCGUUUUGCUGAUAAAGGUGUCUAUAGAUAAUGGUAUGUCGAAUUUUUUAACGUAUCUCCGCGAUGUGUUUAGUAUUGUGUUUAUAUCGAUAUAUUGUACACUGUAAUAUUAGUAAGAAUUCGAGAUAUAUAGUAGAGUCUCGAUUAUCCGAGAUGAUGUAGACGGAGCCUACCUCGGGUAAUCGAAGAUUCUGAUAAUACG
Messenger RNA from Habropoda laboriosa, 1873 nucleotides. It is a transcript of the gene Cfp1, whose product is annotated as CXXC-type zinc finger protein 1. The coding region runs from base 115 to 1671 and encodes 518 amino acids. Gene Ontology annotation, cellular component: Set1C/COMPASS complex. Gene Ontology annotation, molecular function: DNA binding; zinc ion binding. Gene Ontology annotation, biological process: positive regulation of DNA-templated transcription. Lineage: Eukaryota; Metazoa; Arthropoda; Insecta; Hymenoptera; Apidae. The transcript is spliced from 6 exons. The record is from RefSeq and is a predicted model, not a curated record.